AUGCAUGAUCCAAAACAUACUCAACAAAAUCUAAUACCAGACUGCGAGUCGUGCAAGGCAUGGGAAAAUCAUAUAAGUAAGGCAAAGAAUGCCCGUGAAAAAUACAGGACUGAUGCUGCUAAUGCUGGUUCCGAUGAAACAUCCCUAAUUGUUUCUGCGGAUUUAGAGAAAGUUAUAAUGCUGCCCAGGAUCAUGUUUAAGCAGGUGAUAUUUUGUCAACGAAUUAUUGUGUUUAACGAAAGCUUUGUACCGAUUGGCAAGAAGCAGCAGAUCAGACCUUUCUCUUGCCUCUGGCAUGAAUGCAUCUCCGGAAGAAAAAAAGAAGACUUGAUCAGUACCUUUCACGCUUUCCUCAUCGCCAUGCGAGACUUUGAGAACAUAACCUUCUGGUUAGAUAACUGUUCCGGACAAAAUAAAAACUGGGCCCUAUUUUCCUAUCUGACAUAUAUCAUUAACUCACCUGAAGGACAUACAUUUAUGGCGGCAGACAGUUUCCACCACCAGAUGGAGCUAUCUCUACAACAAAAGAAGAAAGUCUACGAUUUUGCAGAUUUUGUAAAUUGUGUACAAACUGCAAAUUCAGGCAAAGUGACCGUGAAGUUAAUGAAUCUGGAGGACUUCUUUGUUUGGCCCGAUAAUUCUUCCUCUCACAACAUAAAACAAUUGAUUCCAAGACCUUAUAUGAAAGACAUUGUGGAAGUCAUUGCGGAGAAAGGAAAAAACGAACUCAUUUAUCGGACAAGUUUUGAUGCAGAGGCAAUCAAAUCAGACCCAACAGUAAGAAAAAUAAAAUCUGAGGCAAUGGCUCAGUGGGACAAAGAUUCAAAUGACUUGAUAAAUUUGAUCAGAAUGCAAAUGGACCAUGAAGAGUACAUACAGGAAGUUUGUAUCCCAUUCAAUGUCAAAAUUUACAGUCAGGAACAAUUUCAAGUAAUCGAUAAAAGUAGAGUCGAUAAUGACUUGCCUAUACUAUACUUCGAUGCUACAGGAUCAAUUGUAAAGAAACCCGAGGGAGUUAAAAAGAGAAUUUAUCUUUAUACAGCUGUUAUACCUACAUAUCCGAGAAGGAUAUUCCCAGUAUUUGAAAUGAUAUCUGCCACACAUUUUGCCAAGACAAUCUACAAAAUUUUCAAUGACUUCAGAUGUUUGUGUGAAGAAAAUAACAAAUGGCCAACAUUUGGAGCAAUUGUCACAGACUCCAGCUUUCCAAAUUUACACGCAGUGAGUAAAUCGUGUAACAGAUGCACAUUACUGGAACAUAUUGCCAGAUGUUAUUCAAUAGUGAAGGGUGAAAUUAUUUUUACAGAAUCGUUAGUCACUAUCCACCUAUGCUGUGCACACUUGAUAAAAAUUUUCAGUAAAGAUAUAGAAGAAAAAUUUGCAGACAGAAGUGACGCAAAUUUCUUGAAAGAUGCCAUGGCACUAGCAAUCAAUACACAAACUCUGGCACAACUAGAAGACUGGUUCAUCAACAUGGCCGUAAUUUUAUUGAGUCAAUUCGCAACGGAAAGAGUUUAUAGAAGUCAAAAAUGUAUAUCAAAUGGUAUCGAAGAUAUGAAUGAAGGCUCUGUUAAGGAAGCCAAUACCCUGAAAAGUGGAAAUAUAUAUAAUGAAGACGAUACUGAGAAAUGA
This is a messenger RNA of Phaedon cochleariae (mustard beetle), 1632 nucleotides long. Lineage: Eukaryota; Metazoa; Arthropoda; Insecta; Coleoptera; Chrysomelidae. The record is from the annotation of a GenBank genome assembly.